Nerophis lumbriciformis (worm pipefish) is the source of this 7680-nucleotide messenger RNA. RefSeq names its product coiled-coil domain containing 120b (gene ccdc120b). Lineage: Eukaryota; Metazoa; Chordata; Actinopteri; Syngnathiformes; Syngnathidae. The record is from RefSeq and is a predicted model, not a curated record.
GAGCGGCGGCGGCGGCGGCGGAGGUCGUGAAUUCUAAUCAGGACAAGGAGCCACCAUGAACGAGCGUGUUUGUACGCGUCCUACGUCCUCUUGAAGAGCCCUUCUGAGGAGGUGUCGUACGUGUCGCCCGGCGAAGGUGCUCGUUCCCGCCUAGAGGACCGUGAACGCCUCCCGAGGCAUCGGUCAUGCUCUCCGGAUUGGGUAGUCAGCUCCUGCGGUGUCCUGAGGCUACGUCUGAAUGAGGAGACACACAGUCAUCCACUGCUGACCUACUGACUAAACGCCUCACGCUAACACAUGGCUGAUACAACAAGGUUGAGAACGUGGCUGGGAGCGUGAAUCGUGUUGUCCUCAGAAUUACAUCACAUGGAGGUCAAAGGCCAUCUGAUCACAUCCAUGGGUUUGGUAGGAGCUCCAGAUGUCCAAGGGUGCCAGGACAGCAAGCUGCAGGCUGAGCGGGCUACAGCUCUGCAAGAGCGGAAGCAGGCCCUGGAGGCUCUGCUUAACACACGCGUGGAAGAGCUCAAACUCGUCUGUUUGCAGGAAGCAGAGCUGACUGGGAAGUUGCCACGAGCGUUCCCUCUGGAGACGGGGGAGAAACCCCCAGCAGUGCAGCGCAAAGUUGGCCUACCGCCCAACUGCAAGGCAGAAGUAAGUCAACACCUUGAAUAUUUUUGUGUGCACUGUGGUCUAACACAAGUACUUGUGGCUUGGAUGCAGGAUGAAGCUGCACAAAGAAGGCAGAUGAAAGCAAUCUUUAGCGGCACUCUGUACAGACACACUGAGUCAGACCGAAACCUACCAAAUAGCAAGAGGACAGUUCAUCGGGGCUGUCACACAGAGGACAGUGUCAUGUCGGAGAGCACAAGCUCAAUGUCCGAUUCCACAUCUCAUGACAAUGAAUCUUCCCCCGGUGUGGCCGCGGACCAGCGCUCUCUGUCCCAUCCUCGGCUCACUGUGGGUAGUCCUGACCACAGGAUCAGCAGGAAACUCUCUCCUGUCGAGAUUUACUACGAAAUGAGGACACGCCGCAACUCUGUCACAAGCUCUGUCAGCCCAACUCACUCCUUACCUAGAAGUGCAUCGAACGUUGAAGGCCGAAGUGUUCCAGCUACGCCUCUCUUGGCCCGAACUGCACCUAUCAGUGUUCAUGUCAGGUCGGACGUGUCUGGCGGCAAUGGCUUAAAGCAGUGGUCUGGCAGUCUAGACGUGCCAUACAUGAUUCCGCUGGCCCAAGAGGCCUCCUCCUCCGACCGCAGAGGCUGCCCGUACAACUCCAGAGCCAGGCGCAGUAACAGCUCGGAGGCCCUGCUAGAUCGGUCCAGUCUCCCUGACGAUCCGGCCCCCAGAAACGGGAUGCACCCAAAGGGAGGUCCCUACAAAAGCUCAGAGACGCUCACAGACGGAAAACUACGACACAUUCACCUGGGCAGCCCUGAGAAACACGCGGAGGGAUCUGUGGAACAGGCCAAAAUGCGUCUGUCAAUGGGGGGACGAGGGGCUGGGGCGGGCUACAACGAGCUGUUGAUGGACUAUAUCUGGGGGAAGCAGCAGAGGAUGCAAGUGCAGCAUCACCUCUUCCAGUCCACGGGCAGGAUCUGGCAGGAUUUACCCUCUCACUGCUCCUCUACUGGAGGAGUGGCUCCCCAUGCGAACGGUUUCUCCCAUUCCCAGGUGCACCUUCCAAGCGCCGCACCUCCUUACAGCCCCAUGGUGGGGCGAGGGUCCCAAGAUAUGCGCAGGGUGAAAGUCACCAGAACCAAAUCCUGUGGGCCCUUUAUUCCUUUGCAGCAACACCCCCAGGACGCCAUCCUGCUGUCCGCCUACGAGUCACACCUUCCUGCCGCUGGCACGACGACGUCCUCCAUUCCAAACCUGCUUCCCUACCAGACUGAACUCUCCGGCCCCGCCUUCAGUCGAAGACCCCCACAGUUCUCCCUUCCGACCCCAGAGGACUCGACGCGAAGUCUCCACAAAGCCCUGGCUCUGGAGGGACUGAGGGACUGGUACCUGAGGAACGCGCUCGGAUAUCCCUCUAAGAGCCACGAAGCGGGGAUUUCACGUCUGUCACACCCCCACCCUCUGGCGGCCCAGGCCCAGAAUGUCCAGGGUGAAGCCGCCAACCUCCCCAGGCCUCAGAUGCCCCAGUCAGCCAGCUUCCAUGGGCACCCGCUGCAUGGCAGAUCGAUGGAGCUUUCCCUCUAUCAGGAGACUCCUAACACUCAGACACAAGACGGGACCCCGAAGGAACCCAUCGCAGAUCCAGGCACCCUUGUCUGACGCAGCCGUACACACACACACACACACACACACACACACACACACACACACACGUACUGUACACUAACACACACACACUGCAAGUAGCACCAUGCAUUCACCCCAAUACAAACUAGUGGAUACAACGAGACCUCAACAGUGAAACAAAACAUGGCAACCUCAGCAGAAAAAGACUGAUGACAAAGUGUAGCUGUACAGUGUCAAAAGAAACAAGCCUCAUUAAGUCCGAUAUCUUUGAACAUUUACUAACAGUACGGUCUAUCUAUAUUUUUGGUCCAACAUGAGCAGUCCGAUAACACAGAAACGUCUCCCGAGAUAUACUUUUUUACUCAUUUAAAUCACUAUUUUGUAUCUUCUGGGAUAUACACACAGUUAUAUUGACGCUCAUUAACCAUGUGCGGUGAACAAGUAUUAAUACUUGCCAGUGUGUUUGUGGACUACUUCAAAAAGACCUCAUCUGCAAUUGAUUUUAACAUUUUUUUUUUUAUUUUUUUUUUACAGCCAUUCAUGUUUGUUAAUGUGCAGCUGUGGAAUUGAUUAACGGUAGCUUGCAGGAGUAGCAGACGGGAGUGCCUCAAUGUUUUUAAUAGAGCGGGAGUAAACGUUGGUUAGAUGACUUUAAAGUGGUGCUGUCAAAUGAUUAUUUUAGGCCUGGGCUGAAAAAAAAAAUAGCACAUUUCUUUCACAAAAAUUUUAUUUUUUUUCCCCAUUAAAGAAAUCAAUGAAUACAAGUGAUAUAAAUAUUUCAAAACAAGUUGUUUUUUUAUUUGAUCAAAAAGUAGUAGUUUGAAAUGACACUGCAUCUUACUCUUAGCAAAAUUGUCAUUUGAGACAAUGUUGUUCUUUUUAGACCAGAUAUAAAUUGAAAAGAAAAUAACUAAAUUAAGAGCUUACACUUCUGUAAACAAAAACGUAGCAUUGCACAUUGCACGCAAAUAAAUAGUCAUCUCCAGCAUUGAAAUUAAUAAAGUGAAAACUUGAGAUGUCCGAUAAUAUCGGACUGCCGAUAUUAUCGGCCGAUAAAUGCUUUAAAAUGUAAUAUCGGAAAUUAUCGGUAUCUGUUUCAAAAAGUAAAAUGUAUGACUUUUUAAAACGCCGCUGUGUACACGGACGUAGGGAGAAGUACAGAGCGCCAAUAAACCUUAAAGGCACUGCCUUUGCGUGCCGGCCCAGUCACAUAAUAUCUACGGCUUUUCACACACACAAGUGAAUGCCAGGCAUACUUGGUCAACAGCCGUACAGGUCACACUGAGGGUGGCCUUAUUAACAAUUUAACACUGUUACAAAUAUGCGCCACACUGUGAACCCACACCAAACAAGAAUGACAAACACAUUUCGGGAGAACAUCCGCACCGUAACACAACAUAAACACCACAGAACAAAUACCCAGAACCCCUUGCAGCAAUAACUCUUCCGGGACGCUACAAUAUACACCCCCCGCAACCCCUAAACCCCGCCCACCUCAACCUCCUCAUGCUCUCUCAGGGAGAGCAUGUCCCAAAUUCCAAACUGCUGUUUUGAGGCAUGUUGAAAAAAAUAAUGCACUUUGUGACUUCAAUAAUAAAUAUGGCAGUGCCAUGUUGGCAUUUUUUUCCAUAACUUGAGUUGAUUUAUUUUGGAAAACCUUGUUACAUUGUUUAAUGCAUCCAGCGGGGCAUCACAACAAAAUUAGGCAUAAUAAUGUGUUAAUUCUACGACUGUAUGUAUCGGUAUCGGUUGAUAUCGGAAUUGGUAAUUAAGCGUCAGACAAUAUCGGAAUAUCGGAUAUCGGCAAAAAAGCCAUUAUCGGACAUCUCUAGUAAAAACCUAUCAUUUUGUAAAUAAAAAUGUAGUAUUAUACAUUGUAUGCAAAUUAAUCUUCAAAUAAAACAUUGAUAAGAUUAUAUAAUAGUUUCGGGCUUUUUUAUUCACAUAUCUUGGUCGUGUGCAGAGCGUAAAUGUAAAUUAUUCCACCCCAGUAAGAUGAUUUUUAGCUGGGGUUUGUUGUUGUUCCGGUCUUGUUCGCCUCGUCAAGAGUUAUAUUUCCAGCACUCGACUGGAGGCUUUGGUGUCAGAUGCUGGAAUAAGUUUGUUAUACUGCUGCCUCUUUCAAAUAAACUUUGCAGCGUGCAGUCCUUUGUCCCACGCCUGUUGCCGCAAAACCAAACUUCUUUGGAACAAACGUCUCUCGCUCGUUAGGUUUAGCUUUAGCCAUUAUUUGCUGGGUGUGUGAAUCGGCAAAAAGUAUCGAUUUUUAUGUUUUUCAAUCGUCUGCAACAAAAAACUUAAAUUUAUCGAUAAAAUCGAUAUAUCGCCCAGGCCUGGAUUAUUUUUUUCAAUCAGAUUAAUCACAUAAACUUUGCAGCGUGCAGUCCUUUGUCCCACGCCUGUUUCUGCAAAACCAAACUUCUUCGGAACAAACGUCUCUUGCUCGUUAGUUUUAGCAUUAGCCAUGUUUUGCUGGGUGUGUGAAUCCGCAAAAAGUAUCGAUUUUUAUGUAUUUCAAUCGUAUGCAACAAAAAAACUUGAAUUUACUGAUAAAAUCGAUAUAUCGCCAAGGCCUGGAUUAUUUUUUUCAAUCAGAUUAAUCACAUAAACUUUGCAGCGUGCAGUCCUUUGUCCCACGCCUGUUGCCGCAAAACCAAACUUCUUUGAAACAAACGUCUCGGGCUCGUUAGUUUUAGCAUUAGCCAUGUUUUACUGGGUGUGUGAAUCCGCAAAAAGUAUCGAUUUUUAUGUUUUCCAUCGUGUGCAACAAAAAAUUUAAAUUUAUCGAUAAAAUCUAUGUAUCGCCCAGGCCUGGAUUAUUUUUUUCAAUCAGAUGAAUCACAUAAACUUUGCAGCGUGCAGUCCUUUGUGCCGCGCCUGUUGCCACAAAACCAAACUUCUUUGGAACAAACGUCUCUCGCUCGUUUAGUUUUAGCAUUAGCAAUUACUUGCUGGGUGCGUGAAUCGGCAAAAAGUAUAGAUUUUUAUGUUUUUCAAUCGUCUGCAACAAAAAACUUAAAUUUAUCGAUAUAUCGCCCAGGCCUGGAUUAUUUUUUUCAAUCAGAUUAGUCACAUAAACUUUGCAGCGUGCAGUUCUUUGUCCCACGCCUGUUGCCACAAAACCAAACUUCUUUGGAACAAACGUCUCUCGCUCGUUAGUUUUAGCAUUAGCCAUGGUUUGCUGGGUGUGUGAAUUGGCAAAAAGUAUCGAUUUUUAUGUUUUUCAAUAGUCUGCGACAAAAAAAACCUUGAAUGUAUCCCAAAAAUCGAUACAACGCCCAGGCCUAGACUAUUUUUUUCAUUCAGAUUAAUCACACCUUUGAUUUCGGAUUAAUCAUGAUUAAUCACAAGCUAAUGCUCGCUUGCUUCAUUUAAAUUAACCUAAAAAAAGAACCUCAAUAUUUGGAUACAAAUGCAAUUUUAUUGUCAGAAUGUCAUUCAGGAAAAACUGUUUUAGUCUAUUUUAAUACACGUCAUUUAUUUGCUGAAAACUUGGUAACAGUUUUAUUAAAUGCCCACUCAAUCCAAUCCAAUCCAAUCCGCUUUAUUUAUAUAGCACAUUUAAACAAUGAUGUUUCCAAAGUGCUGCACAACAAUGUUAAAAACAAUAUUCAAAUAUUAUCCUUAGCUCUACCAAUGACUGAAUAAAAACAAAAAAUAAAUACAUAUAAAAACAAUAUAAAAUAAAUAUGAUUAAAAACGAUUUUAAAGGGUAAAACCAAUUAAAACAGUAAGUAGAAAUCAAAAUUUUAAAAACGCAGAGGACAACAGAGGACCACACAACUCACGUAGUGUUAAAAGCCAAAGAAUAAAAGUGGGUCUUAAGACGAGACUUAAAACACUCCACUGUGGGAGCAGUUUGAACAUGGAGGAGCAGAGUGUUCCAGAGCUUAGGGCCGACCACAGAGAAGGCCCUGUCUCCCCUGGUUUUAAGUCUGGUCUUGGGCACUACGAGCUGGAGCUGGCUCUCGGACCUCAGAGCGCGUAGGAUUGUAAGUCAGGGUGUAUUUUGACUCAUUUUAGCACUGACUUAGACUUAGACUUAGACAAACUUUAAUGAUCCACAAGGGAAAUUGUUCCACAUCAGUUACAAUGAUGGAAAGUGUAAGGAUGGAAAGGACAAUGCAGGUAUAAAUAGACUAAAUAUAGCAAUAUAACAUAUAUACGUAAUAUUUACAUAAUAUAUGUACAGUAUAUUAUAUAUACUGAUAUAUUAUAUUAUGUCUAUAUCAUAUAUACAAUAUAUAACAAUUACCAUGUACAAUAUUACAGUAUAUGUGACAGCUGCAGCAUAAAAUAGAGAGUAUAUCCAGCAGAAAAUAGACGUUAAAAACAAAGAAGUAACCUGACAACACAAUACGCCUUUCAGGAGCAUUGACUGUCAAAAUAAAUGGCGCGUAUAUUGGAUUAAUGCGGUCAUUUUUUGUGAUUAAUCACACAAGUUAACGAGCUCAUUUUUGACAGCCCUUCUUUAAAGUAAGCAAGGUGUUGCUCAAUUUAUUCGGAAUGAUGUCACUCAUUCACAUGAUUAAUGUAGCCUUUUUUUUUCCCCCUCUCGGUGUCGACCGGAUACUUUUAGUAAUACUUUCAUGAACAAACUGAGGGCUGUUGUGAGAUCUACUGUACUGCAGUAGCACAUGACUGUGUGACAGGAAGUGGUGGUGUUUUUUCUGAAUGAACAUGACCGUCAUACAGAGCACUUUAUGAACAUCCUAAGCCUUAAAAAAUCCCUAUGAUUUGUCAGCCGGAGAGCAGACAGGCGGUGUUGUUGACGGGGGCGAACAACGCCUUGUCGUCAUCUGUCUUGUCUGUACAUAGCAGGGGUGCCCAAACUUUUCGCCAAAGUCAGAAUGUGCCAAACAGCAAUUUAAGUACGGAUGUCCCGAUACGUCUUUUUCAUUUCCGAUUUCAUUGGAGCCUUGAGUAUUGGCCAUACUUGCCAACCCUCCCGGAUUUUCCAGGAGACUCCCGAAAUUCAGCGCCUCUCCCGAAAACCUCCCGGGACAAAUUUUCUCCCGAAAAUCUCCCGAAAUUCAGGCGGACUCAGGUCCAUGCGGACUUGAGUCCGCUUUCCCACAAUAUAAACAGCGUACCUGCCCAAUCACGUUAUAACUGUAGAAUGAUAGAGGGCGAGUUCUUGGUUUCUUAUGUGGGUUUAUUGUUAGGCAGUUUCAGUCCUCCCAGUAACAACACACCUACCGUAAUGCAGUUCUUCUGCCGUAAACAGCAAUGUUGUGACACUCUUAAACAGGACAAUACUGCCAUCUAGUGCAUUUGAUGAAAGCACUUUUGUGCGUGCCACACAGCAAUGCAUCAUCAGAGAGGGUGUUCAGCAUGGUUAGAAAAAUAGUGACAGAGAAUAGAACAAGGAUGGACAAUUCAACCCUUAACUCAACAAUGAGUAGAUGAGUGUUAUGUGUGUGUAUAUGUGUA